GAGUAAAGUCAGUUCAACAGUUUGCGGUACAGUCCUCACUUUUCAAGCGUCUUGAUCACUCGCUUGAAAGUCGCGUCCGUGAAUUUACUCAGCGGGAGCGAGGACGCGUUACAUCAUCGGCUCACCUUUAACGCAGGUGACACAGGACACCCGGAAGAACACGCGCAUCGACUAUCACGCGAGUCGCUUCAGUUUCCAUAAAGCCCAGAAGAGCUGAACAGAUCACAGUCAUGUCAGAUCUGAGGAAGAACAAGUUGUUCAUUGUGCUGAUGGAUGUUGUGUGUGUGCUCGUGGUGGCAAUGCCAUUCAUCACAAUGACCAUCAUGUUCCGGCCGUACCAGCGUGGCGUUUACUGCGAUGACGAGACCAUACAAUACCCCUACAGACCAGACACCAUCUCUCACAAAAUGAUGGCGGCCGUUACCAUUUCCUGCUCCAUCAUUAUCAUCACUUCCGGAGAGGCUUACCUGGUCUACACUAAACGCCUUUACUCCAAUUCAGACUUUAACCAGUACGCUGCGGCGCUCUACAAAGUGGUGGGGACGUUUCUGUUCGGCGGGUGUGUGAGCCAGUCUCUGACCGACAUGGCCAAGUACACCAUCGGACGCUUGCGGCCCAACUUCAUGGCAGUUUGCGCUCCAGAAGUGUGUGAGGGCUACGUGCUGGAGAUAAACUGCACGGGAAACCCUCGCAACGUGACAGAAUCCAGGCUGUCGUUUUACUCCGGUCACUCCUCCUUCGGGAUGUACUGCAUGUUGUUUCUGGCGCUGUAUGUCCAGGCACGUAUGGCAUCCAAGUGGGCCCGCCUCCUCCGACCCACAAUUCAGUUCUUCCUGGUGGCUUUUGCUAUUUAUGUAGGAUACACACGUGUGUCUGACUACAAACACCACUGGAGCGACGUGGUCGUGGGUCUUCUGCAAGGGGCGCUGAUCGCAGUUCUCACGGUGCGAUACGUCUCUGACUUCUUCAAAGAGCGCCCCCCUCGCUGCCAGGAUGUUGAAAAUGCUGAAAACGAAGACAGCGAGCGCAAACCCAGCCUUCAGAUCGCAGACACGGACAGAAACAACCUCUACUCGUACAGCAGGCCUGUAUGAGCCUGACCUUUGACCUGUGAGGGCAGUCACACAGAACCACUGGAUGCUGCACCACGUCUUGUACAGACAGCCACACACACGCUGCUGCACACACACUGUACACUGGCACUGACCGCGCUCUCUUCCACAGGAUAACGCUCACAUUUCAUAUCGCUCUGUGUGAGAGAGAGAGCAAGUGAAUGCAUGAACUAACACUGAAUAUUAGAUUUUAUGCCGCGUUUUGUUUUAUGCACGCUCAUAUACGCCAAGUGCACAGAUCGCCUGACAGCUAAUGAACCCUGAGGGACUUUAUUGUAUCAGAGCACAAAGACGAACUUUUUCAAGGGGAACUGGCCGUUUCCAUGACAACCUCAAAACCACCGGUUGACAUUUACAGCCUAGCUGUACUUCUGCUGUUGGAAGCGAUUCUUUCACCAUGAGAAAGAAAGUGAACUUUUCUAAGUCAUCAGAAUACAAGUAUUCAUGGUUCCCUGAGUGAGAAAUCCAGGAAGAGAAGCAUGAACAUGGAACAGAUGCCAAAAAAGGUCUUUCUCUCAUUGGUAAUUAGAUGUUUGUUUGUUUGUUUGUUUAUAUAUAUAUAUAUAUAUAUAUAUAUAUAUAUAUAUAUAUAUAUAUAUAUAUAUAUAUAUAUAUAUAUAAACAUACAACUGGAUUAUAGUGACUUUAUUUUUUAUAUAUAAAGAAAUGUUAUUUUCCUGUGGCGGUAGGUUUAUGGACUUUAUAGCCUUUUAUAACCUUCACAACAGUUUGUUAUUUCCACACACAUCUGCAAGAAAUCCUGCAUAGCAUGAUUAAUCUUUAUAUAAUAUUAAUUAUUUCAGUGUUUUAUUUACUAAAGUCUUUAUCAAUGACAACUCUGCAAAGUCAUGUCAAUCUAGUUGUCGCGUCGCUCGCUCUCAUAUCGAUGCUGUUUAAGUACUACCACUAGCUAACUGAGGCACAUGUAUAUCUGAAUAUUGUUUUGGAAAUGUAUCUUACUAACCAACCUAUUAACGAGCCAAUUUAAUACGUUAUCACCGCAUCCCAACCAUCAACCGAGUGUAAAAUUACAUUUUUUCUUUAGGGAACUAACGUUACAUGAGACGCUGCUCUUAGUGUUAAAAUCACAGCCAAUCAAAUUCUGAACCAAUGAGGUUUCACUAAGGGGUGUGUUGUUGUUUUUUUUUGAACGUGUGAAAUGUAUUCUUUUUUUUAUUGCAAAAAAAUAAAAAAUAUUACGGAAGAGGAUUAGGGCCAAACAAUAAUAAAAAAAUAAAACCAUCUCGAGAUUAA
Messenger RNA from Megalobrama amblycephala (Wuchang bream), 2366 nucleotides. It is a transcript of the gene plpp2a, whose product is annotated as phospholipid phosphatase 2a. Gene Ontology annotation, molecular function: phosphatidate phosphatase activity. Lineage: Eukaryota; Metazoa; Chordata; Actinopteri; Cypriniformes; Xenocyprididae. The transcript has 6 exons. The coding region runs from base 231 to 1094 and encodes 287 amino acids. The record is from RefSeq and is a predicted model, not a curated record. Gene Ontology annotation, biological process: phospholipid dephosphorylation; phospholipid metabolic process; signal transduction.